Monascus purpureus is the source of this 1447-nucleotide messenger RNA. NCBI's taxonomy places the organism in Eukaryota, Fungi, Ascomycota, Eurotiomycetes, Eurotiales, Aspergillaceae. The record is from the annotation of a GenBank genome assembly.
UACGAAAGAGCCAUGUCAGCCGCCAGAAAUGGAGUCUCCAAUCGAGGAGACGACGAUGAGGUCUGCCCUGUCUGUAAAUCCUCCCGCUACCUAAACCCGAACAUGCGAUUUCUCAUCAAUCCAGAAUGCUACCAUAAGAUGUGUGAAUCAUGCGUGGACCGGAUCUUCUCAUCAGGUCCCGCUUCAUGCCCUGUGGCGGGAUGCCAUAAGACGUUGCGCAAAAAUCGGUUCCGCAAGCAGACAUUUGAGGAUAUCGGCGUGGAAAGAGAGGUAGAUAUUCGGCGGAGGGUGAUGCAAAUAUUAAACAGAAGAGAAGAAGAAUUCACAACGAAACGCGCCUACGACGACUUCCUAGAACAGCGCGAAGAAAUAAUCUCGAAUAUAACACUGGGAAUCGACGUAGCCAAGACAGAAGAGGCCCUUCGAAAAUAUGCAGCGGAAAAUACGGCCUCAAUCCGCGCGAACCAAGCCCUCGAGGCCCAAGAGGCCAACUCCGUCCGCGAACAGCAAACACUCGAACAAGAGCAGGCCCGUCUCCGUCGACUAGCAGCGAGACAAGAAUACGAGGAUGAGCAGCGCGCGCUGCUCAGGGAACGGGAAGAUGUCCUUGCCCGUCUCGCAGCUGGACGGCCGCGCGAUGCCGAGGCCAUAGCGAAAGAAGGACAGAGAAAUGUAUUGCUCAAGAAAUCAUCAGCAAGGAGGAGCGAAGAGGAAAGGAUCCGGCUAAAACAGGCUGCAUUGAGAAACUCUGAAGCUGCUGCCAAGAGGGGCGUUUCUGCUGCUGCUGUUGCCGCAGCGGCAGAUCCCGCCGCUGCUACGGGCGGUUCGGGCCUCAUCAAAGGCCUCAAGCAGGUCAAGAUGCCGGAGCCGGAGAAGCCGUACGAUCCCUUUGGUGGUCUUGUUCCCGACAAGCGCGAUUACUAUACCAUGCGCGAUUUCUAUCCGUCUAGUUACCUUGAUCCUAUCAGGCAGGAUGUGCGCAUGCAGGCUGGAGGGUAUGAUUUCAAAGAAUAUUAUUCAAGGACUUUACUCGAAGCCUUUGCCGGCCUGGGCUGCUUCAUUGAUGAAGAGGUGUCUCAGAGAGAUGCGACGGCUGCUUUGGGAACUUCCCAGCCUGCAGUCGCCGAGGGGCCUGCAAUGGCCGCCGUAUCGAGUCCGGAGAUUAACGAGGCGACGGUUUGAGGACGAUCGAUUGUAUUAGGCGUCUCGUUUCAUAUUUUUUCUUGAUGCCGGUUGCCUCUGUGCGAUUGUGGAAAACUUCACUGGUUUCAUAAGCAUAGCGACGGCGUUUUGGUAUCUUCACUUGCUUGGCGCUGGCUGGCCCAUGGGAUUAUUCUAUCAUACAUAACUUCAAACUCUAGAAUUGGUUCAUACAAGGGUGUGUUUUAAAAGGAUGGUGCUUUGUCGAAUGGGAAUUAGAUAUUCUUAAAUCCAUUUUGUGAUGACU